This is a messenger RNA of Cotesia glomerata, 2068 nucleotides long. RefSeq lists its product as uncharacterized. Gene Ontology annotation, cellular component: postsynaptic membrane; plasma membrane. The coding region runs from base 1 to 1494 and encodes 497 amino acids. NCBI's taxonomy places the organism in Eukaryota, Metazoa, Arthropoda, Insecta, Hymenoptera, Braconidae. Gene Ontology annotation, molecular function: sodium channel activity; glutamate receptor activity; transmitter-gated monoatomic ion channel activity involved in regulation of postsynaptic membrane potential. Gene Ontology annotation, biological process: modulation of chemical synaptic transmission; synaptic transmission, glutamatergic. The transcript has 5 exons. The record is from RefSeq and is a predicted model, not a curated record.
AUGGUGUCAAAUUUACCCUGCAGUGCGUUGAACGAACACAUAGCUGGAAGGCAUGAGGUUUUACAAGAGGUGUCUAAUAAUUCUACCUGUGAUCCUUCUAAAAUUCUCACUAUUUUCGAAAGUCAACUUUCUUCUAAAUUUCUACAACAACUCGGACAGGUUAAAGUAAAUCCUAUAAAAGAUUGCUGUCAAAAUAUUAUUUCAAAAUUUGGUGAUAAUGUUGUUGAUAUUUGUAUUCAAACUAUGGAGUUUCAUUCCGUGUGGUUAAAAGAACGACAAUUUAGAAUUACUGGUAGUGAUUCCUACCAGUUAUUUACAUAUAAAAACAAUAAAAAACCUGAUUGGAAACAGAAAUCACUAAAAUACUUUUAUUCUAAUUCAGUAAAUAAUUGUUAUACACAGCACGGUUUAAAAAAUGAGCCAUUAGCACGUAAUAAUUAUGAUGAGUCUGAACCUUCGGUUCUACUUGUUUCAGAUUCAAAUAGACUAUUGUUUGCAUCCUGGUGGAUUUUUAUAACAAUUAUAACUGCUUUUUAUACUGCUAAUUUGACUGCAUUUUUGACAUUGUCUGAAUUUACGCUGGAGUUUACUUCAGUCAAAGAUAUUUAUAACUUACGCAAAUCUUGGACAGCUCAACGUCAUUAUAUUAUUGAUAUUACAGUAAAUAGAAAUGAUCCAGGAGAGCUUGAACCUCUCAAAAAAUCACUUAACAAAACCCGUGGUAUGUUUUACAACAUUACCAAAGAGGAUAAUAAAGCUAAAAAAGUAGCCGGUUUUGUUACAAACGAUCGUUUGUUCAUCGAUGAAGUUCAAUUCGUCGAGGAUUUCAUCUACCGCGAUUAUCUGAAUCGCACGCGUUUGAACAUGAUAGAAAAGGAGAAAUGUUACUACAUUAAAAUGCCGAACUCUGUGUAUGAACAAAAUCGUGGAUUUGCUUAUCCAUUGAAUUCGCGGAUUAAAAAAAUAAUUGACCGACAAUUGUUGCAUUUAGUAGAAACGGGGAUAAUCAAGCACAUAGAAUCGAUAAAUAGACCGAGGGUUACAUAUUGCCCACUCGAUUUAGGUUCAACGGAACGUAGAUUGGAGAACAGAGACUUUAAAUUGACAUACGAAGUUAUUGCAACUGGUUUUUUGUUGGCAUUGAUAUGCUUUAUUGUGGAAGUAAGUCAACAUUACUUCAAAUGUCGGGUGUGCUUGUGUUGCGCUGACUCAUGUACCUGUUGCAAAACGCGUAUGAAGGUGCAAGUAAGUCCAGCGAAGCGCCCGCAAUUACCAUUACCUCCAUUGCCGAUAACAAAAGAAUCAAUUAAAACCGAAUUUUCGGCGUUUCCUCAAACUCAAAUUCCGAUUUACGAUUCUAUUGACAAUGUUAUAAGUUCUAAGACUCGUUUUAUUAAUGGACGUGAUUAUUUUGUUAUCAAGGGAGUUACGGGGGAAAAACGAUUAGUACCAGUUCGUACACCAUCAGCGUUAUUGUUUCAAUACACUAAUUAAUUGAUUGAUUAUUUCAGUUAGAGUGUUUUGGAUUUCAAAUUUGAUUGCUAUUUGACAACUGAAUUAAUAAUAAUCAGCCGACGCAGUGAUCGUAUUGAUUUUUUCAUUUCUUCCCCCGCAAAGAGUAAUUGUAACACGAGCUGUUACUGUGUAACAUUCAUCAAUAAUGUGUCGUGGUCUAUCAGAUGUGUUAAGUACAUAUUAAAUAAUAUAUAUGUCAGUAGGUGUUUCGCUGGUACGCUCAAAGAACUUAAUUACGUGGCGGCAUUUACAUUUUACCAAAAUUUGUUUUAAUUAAAUUAUUAAUGAGCCCAGGCGUCAACUCGGUGAAAAAGUACGGGAUUUUUUGGUAAAUUUAUUUUAAACGAGACGUCGGAAAAGUAAUCGGGGGUUAUUUAGGCAUUUACCCAAUCGUUUAAUUCGUUUUAAUCAGUAUUUAAAUUUAACGCGGCUUUUAUCUGAUAAAAAUACUGCGGUAACUAUUCUAACUCGUGACAGUAUUAUUUAAAAUUAAAAAGAGGAUAAUAAAUUUACAUAUAUAUGUAUACAUAUAUAUUAGGGCGUUUCAAAAAAA